AUGUCCCCCAACUAUAUGUGGAGCUUCUCAGAGGGAUGCCUCAGGCCACCAACAGUAAUUGGCCAGUUCCACACCUUCUUUUGUUCAGUCCAUAUGUUUUUCCUUGGAGUUUUGGGCUUUGCAGUUUAUGGAAAUGAGGCCUUGCAUUUCAGCUGUGACCCUGACAAGAGAGAAGUUAAUCUCUUCCAUUACAACCCGUUCAGGCCUAUAACCCCUCAGGUAUUCUGGGCAUUACAGCUGGUGAUUGUACUGGUACCCGGAACAUAUUUUCACCUUUAUGCUGCAUGUAAGAGGAUUAAACAGGAAGAUAUCCUCCAAAAGUCAUUCUACAGUUGUUUUUAUAUCUUCUCUGUUUUCUUAAGGAUUAUCCUUGAAGCUGUGGAUUUUGUGCUUCAGAUUCAGCUCUUUGGUUUCAAAGAGAACACAAUCUACAUAUGUGAUAUGAGAGCACUUGAAAAAAAGUUUAACAUUACACAGUGCACAAUGCCAGAGCACUUUGAAAUGACCAUUUUUCUUAUCACAAUGUACACAUUUACUGUGAUUACAGUGGUCCUGUGUGCUGCUGAAAUUUUUGAGAUCUCAUGUACCCAGCUAGGUUUCCCAAAAACUCAGUGA
Molecule: messenger RNA, 615 nt
Organism: Cuculus canorus (common cuckoo)
Lineage: Eukaryota; Metazoa; Chordata; Aves; Cuculiformes; Cuculidae
Gene: GJE1
Product: gap junction protein epsilon 1
Biological process (GO): cell communication
Cellular component (GO): connexin complex
Source: RefSeq, a predicted model, not a curated record